Messenger RNA from Branchiostoma floridae (Florida lancelet), 3140 nucleotides. Its product is annotated as tetratricopeptide repeat protein 28-like. The record is from RefSeq and is a predicted model, not a curated record. The coding region runs from base 1 to 2901 and encodes 966 amino acids. The transcript has 3 exons. Lineage: Eukaryota; Metazoa; Chordata; Leptocardii; Amphioxiformes; Branchiostomatidae. Gene Ontology annotation, molecular function: protein binding.
AUGGUAGGAUCACCUGAUGACGCUACAGCGCAACAUCCGGCCUCCGACCUGGCGUCACUGGACGUCAGUGAGCUGGAGCGGCUGAUGGAGGAUCCUGAUAGGAAAAACCUUCAUGAAGGACGCAAAUCAGCCACAGAUGAUCAUCGUGUCAAGCUCAAAAUUGAGACUUUAGACGCUGAACUGAACACAUCGGCUGGAAACAAGGCAAAACAGUUUGACCUGUGCUCACAGAUAGGUGAUCUUUACAGGACAGAACUACAUGACUUAGAGUCAGCUCUACAGUACUACCAAAACAUGUUAGAGUGUUCUAAGUCGCUGGAAGGGGACGCAAAAGAAGCCAAAGCCAACAACAGACUCGGUUUGACGUAUGACAUUCUGGGUGUCAAAGAGGAAGCCAUUCGUUGCCAUGAGAGAGCUCUGGAAAUCUACAAAACCAAAGCAAAUAAAGAGCUAGAAAUGUGCGCAGCUUACAAAAAUCUGGCAUCAUCGUUAGCACUGUUCGAUCAGGUGCCGGGUGCAAAAACUAAUUAUGAAUCAGCCUUGGCUGUUGCCACGGAAACUGGAAAUAAGGCCGAACAGGUGGAUAUCUACUGUAGGGUUGGCGAUUUGCACAGGAAUAAGCUAGACGAGCCGCAGGUCUCUCACAAGUACUACACAAAGAUGUUGGCACUAGCCAGGGAGCUCGGGUGGACGCACGUGGAGGGAGAGGCGUACGGGAGACUGGGGUACGCCUGUAGCGAUAUGGAGGAUAGUGUGGGGGCUCUAGAGUGGCAUCUGAAGAACCUUAAGGUACAACAAGAUGAAGGAGACAAGAAAGAAGAGGUAACGGCACACAUGGAUGUUGGUAAUGCAUACAUCUUCCUGGACAGAACGCACCUGGCAAUGCCCCAUUUCAACACAGCCUUACAAAUGGCACAGCAGACGGGGAAUCUACAUAAACAGCUGGAUGCGUGUAUCUGCUUAGGUGAGAUGCACAGGAAUCAACUUGACUCCCCACGUACAGCCAUCCAGUACUAUGAACAGUACCUUGCUUUAGCCAGGCAGUUGGGGGAUAGGCGUGCGGAAGGGACGGCGUACAACAGACUGGGGCUGGUCCACCACAGUCUCUGGGAUCUGGCAGCAGCUCUGGGGUGGUACCAGAAAUCCCUGCAGAUGCGAGAGGAGGACGGUGACAUAAGCGCGCAGAUGUCACAACAUAUGAAUGUUGGCCAUGCGUACACGUCAAUGGAUAAACCGGAACAGGCGAAAUUCCACUUUGACAAGGCCUUACAGUUAGCACAGCAGAUAGAAGACCAACCGGGACAGAUGCAGGUUUACCUCUGUCUGGGUGACAUACAAAGUGAACAACUCCACUCUCCACGUACAGCCAUCCAGUAUUAUGAACAGCAUCUCACACUAGCCAAUCAAUUGGAGGACAGGGUUGAGGAGGGACUGGCUUACAACAGACUCGGACAGGUCCAUUAUGAGAUGGGGGAGUAUGAGGCAGCUCUGGAGUGGUACCAAAAGCAGUUGACGAUGAGUCAAGAAAAUGGAGACGAGACUGAACAGAUAAAUGCACAAGCGAAUGUGGGGAAUGCAUACAUGAACCUGAAUAAAACAGACCAGGCAACAUCCCACUUUAACACAGCCUUACAGUUAGCAGAGUGGACAGGUGACCAGUAUGCACAGAUGAGGGUUAGCUUCUACCUGGGUGACUUGUAUAAGGACAAACUCCACUCCCCACGUACAGCCAUCCAGUAUUAUAAACAACAGCUUACACUAGCCAGGCAGUUGGGGGACAGAAAUCAGGAAGGGGUGGCUUACAACAGACUGGGACUGUCCCAUUCCGAUAUGGGGGAGCUUGAAGCAGCUUUGGAGUGGAACCAAAAAGCCCUGAAGACUUUCGAAGAAGUCGGUGACACAAAAGAGCAGAUAGCGCAACACACAAAUAUGGGUGACGCGUACAGAAGACUGGGUAAACUGGACCAGGCAACAUCCCACUUCAGCACAGCCUUACAGAUGGCACAGCAGACAGGGGAUCUACAUGGACAGAUGGGGCUUUACUUACGUCUGGGUGAGAUACAAAGGGAACAACUUCACUCUCCACGUACAGCCAUCCAAUAUUUUGAACAGUACCACAGACUAGCAAGGCAUUUGGGGGACAAGAAUGAGGAGAUUGUGGCUUACAACAAACUCGGUCAGGCACACUACGAGUUCGAGGAGUAUGGGACCGCCCUUGACUGGUUUCACAAGCACCUUGCUCUAGCCACGCAGUUGGGGGACGUGCAUCAUCAAGGAGUGGCAUAUUGCGGACUAGGAGCGGCCUGCCACGGGAUGGGGGAACUUCAGGCGGCUCUCGAAUGGUUCCAAAAGUAUUUCGAGAUGAGUCAGGAAAGCGGAGAAAAGAAAGAAGAGCUGAAGGCACAUUUGAACCUGGCUUCUUGCAACCAGGCUCUGAACAAACCGGACCUGGCCAGAUUUCAUUAUCAAUCAGCCAUGACCAUCGCCAUGGAGACAGGAGACAAACAGCAACUGGCGGAAAUUAACCUCAAACUGGGCGACUUACACAGGUUACAGCUACAGGAACCGCAGGUUUCACUCAAGUAUUACACAGAGAUGCUGGAACUAGCCAGGGACCUGGAGAGAAAGGACGCAGAACGGCAAGCUUACAACAAGCUUGGGCUCGCUUGUAACGGGAUGCAAGAUCACGAGGCAGCUGUGGAGUGGCAUCAGAAGAACCUUGCGAUGAGUGAAGAGAAUGAAGACAAGAUAACUGCUCAUGAAAACAUCGCCCAGUCUUACCAGGCCAUGGGCAAACCGGACCUGGCAAGACCCCACGUGCAAGCCGCGGUCACCCUGACCAUGGCUACAGGCAAUCGGCCAGCUGUGAGCACCCCCUCCAAUAUGUGCAACUUAGUAUAGUCCAACAGUAAUUGAGUUCGGUGUGCUCUCUAAGAAAGGAAGCUUGAAGUAAUACGGCCUCUUUACUGCAGGACACAUGGAGUAUGUCCAUGGUCUCUAUAAUGUAUACCUCUAACACAGGAGUCUGCACAGAAAUACCAGGUACUGCUAUGUUGAAAGAUUCUUUAAACAAUAUCCGUGUGUGUGCUUGUGGUGUGUGUGUGCAUGUGUGUGUGUGUGUGUGUGUGUGUGUGUGUGUG